UGGACGGAUACGCGCCACACACAAUUCCACACCGUCAUAGCACUGAAUGGACUUGAUACGGGCUAUCACGGAUUCAAUUAGAUGCGCUCCAAAGAUUGUGAAUAUUAUUAUUUUUGUCUUUCUCACAUUUGCUCUAUUUUUUUUUUAAACACGAAAGGAGGCGCAAUUUCAAUGGAGAGCCUCAGUGAAGUUGACACAUGAUGGGACAAGCAAACCGUGUGCGUUAUUCUAUCAGUGGGCGCUUUCAGCUAAACAGGUAGCAAGCCAAGCGGACUAUUUUACCGUAGGCUACCACCGGCCAAAAAAAAAAAUCCGACUGAUAUUGGAGCUACCGGUGAUGCAGAAUGACUUCAUGGUCCGAGGAACCCGCCGCUCGCCACUGAUGCGCGGAUUUUGUUUGUGGGAGAGGAGAAUGAGCCGCAGUCGACAUUAUAUGAUCGACUGAAGGGAGCAUCAACGCUUUUCAUGUAAAGUUCAAUGUCAAAAAAACGAACUGUGAAACGUUUAGAAAUAUAAUUCAUUAUUGUGUCUCUCCUCGCCGGUGCUGUUUUCUCUUCCCCUCACAGUCAACUGCCGUUAUAUCAGUAGAACCAAAAGGCAUUGCGCUUCACAGACUUGGACUUGAAGAAAUCUAACGGCUGCGAUCAAUACCGAUAUCUUUACCAACCGGAUUUAAAACAGGAUAUUCCAACUCUGAAUAGGAUUUGUAUCGAAUAGGAGAAGAGGCUUCUUAUGCACAGCCGCAAUUUGGGGCAUUAGAAGAACACGCAUUCCAAUUAUCUCGCGCACUAAAGGGGAUUUUCUUUUGGAUAACGGGUUGUUCCGUGUGUGGAAACGGCCCCUUCUUCAAAUGCAAGAUUUCACCAAUCCAUCACUCUGACAUUCAACAUUCAGCAUUGAAAAAAGAAGAAGAAGAAGAAGAAGAAGAAGAAGAAGAAGAAGAAGAAGAAGAAGCGUUUAAAAUCCACAAGGUCUGGAACUCUGUAACCACGGUGACCGUUGUCAUCAUGGAUCUAACAGACUUUUACUUGUUGGCUGCUCUUGUUGCCUGUUUUUGGAUGGACCCUUCUAUAGCCCAGGAACUGAUCUAUCCCAUUAGAGAGGAACUGCAGGAAAACGUUCUCAUUGGAAACAUACCAAAGGACCUGAACGUCUCCCAUACAAACGCUGCUACCGGAGCUAGCGCUAACCUGGUCUACAGGCUGGUGUCUAAAGCCGGCGACAACCCUCUGCUCAGAGUGCAGAGCAGCACGGGAGAGAUAUUUACCACCUCCAAUCGCAUCGACAGGGAGAGGCUCUGUCCCGGCCCCUCGUUCGAGGAGAACGAAUGCUCCUUCGAGAUCGAGGUGGUGAUUUUACCCAACGACUACUUCAGAUUGAUAAAGAUUAAGAUCGUGGUCAAGGACACCAACGACAACGCUCCCAUGUUCCCGUCUCCUGUCAUCAACAUCUCCAUCCCGGAGAAUACGCUGAUCAACAGUCGUUUCGCCAUCCCCUCCGCCACCGACCCCGACACCGGCCCCAACAGUGUACACAAGUACCAGCUGGUGAACGGGCAAAGCGCCUUCGGGUUGGACAUCGUAGAGACGCCCGAGGGGGAGAAGUGGCCGCAGCUCAUCGUUCAGCAGAACCUGGACAGGGAACAGAAGGACACGUACGUCAUGAAGAUCAAGGUGGAGGACGGCGGCACGCCGCAGAAAUCCAGCACCGCCAUCCUCCAAGUCACCGUCACCGACGUUAACGAUAACAGGCCGGUGUUCAAGGAGAACCAGAUCGACGUCCACGUACCGGAGAACUCGCCUAUAGGGACGUCCGUAGUCCAGCUACAGGCUACGGACGCAGACGUGGGGGCGAAUGCCGAAAUCAAAUACAUGUUCGGGACGCAGGUCUCCCCAGCUACCAAGAGACUAUUUGCUUUAAACGGCACCACGGGUCUUAUAACCGUACAGCGACCCCUCGAUAGAGAGGAGACCGCCAUACACAAGUUAUCCGUGUUAGCGAGCGACGGCAGCUCCAGCCCAGCCAGAGCUACCGUAAUUAUAAACGUGACGGACGUGAACGACAAUCCGCCAAACAUCGAUCUGAGAUAUAUUAUCAGUCCGAUAAACGGCACCGUGUUCCUCUCGGAGAAAGACCCAAUCAACACCAAGAUAGCUUUGAUCACCGUGUCGGACAAGGACACGGACGUCAACGGCAAGGUCAUCUGUUUCAUCGAGAAGGACGUCCCCUUUCACCUCAAAGCGGUGUACGACAACCAGUAUUUACUAGAGACGUCGGCGCUGCUCGACUUUGAGGGGACCAAAGAGUACAACUUCAAAAUCAUAGCCUCCGACUCUGGCAAGCCGAGCUUGAACCAGACAGCGUUGGUAAGGGUGAGGCUGGAGGAUGAAAAUGACAACUCUCCGAUCUUCAGCCAUCCUGUCAUCGAGCUGGCCGUCAUGGAGAACAACAAACGCGAUCUCUUCCUCACGACUCUCAGCGCCACCGACGAGGACAGCGGGAGAAACGCGGAGAUCGUCUACCAACUGGGCCCUAACGCCUCGUUCUUUGACCUGGACCGUAAAACCGGUGUCCUCACGGCCUCCCGGGUGUUUGAUCGCGAGGACCAGGAUCGGUUCCUCUUCACGGUAACGGCCCGAGACAAUGGGACGCCUCCACUCCAGAGCCAGGCAGCAGUCAUCGUGACAGUACUCGAUGAAAAUGACAAUAGCCCCAAGUUCACCCACAACCACUUCCAGUUCUUUGUGUCAGAGAACCUGCCCAAGUACAGCACGGUGGGGGUGAUAACUGUCACAGACUCAGACGCCGGGGAAAAUGCUGCCGUCACGCUUUCGAUACUCAGCGACAACGAGAACUUUAUCCUAGACCCGUACUCUGGAGUAAUAAAGUCCAACGUGUCCUUUGACCGGGAGCAGCAGAGCUCCUACACCUUCGACGUCCGGGCGGUGGAUAGCGGGCGGCCCCCAUGUUCCUCGGCCGCCAAGGUGACCAUCAAUGUCAUCGACGUAAACGACAACACCCCCAUCGUCAUCUACCCUCCUUCCAACACCUCCUUCAAACUGGUCCCCCUCUCGUCCAUCCCUGGAUCGGUGGUGGCCGAGGUCUUUGCUGUGGACGGUGACACAGGGAUGAACGCAGAGCUCAAGUACACCAUCGUUAGCGGCAACACCAAAGGUCUGUUCCGGAUCGACCCGGUGACAGGAAACAUCACCCUGGAGGAGAAGCCUGCUAUCUCCGACAUCGGCCUCCAUCGGCUGGUCGUGAACAUUAGCGACCUGGGCUACCCUAAGUCCCUGCACACCCUGGUGCUGGUGUUCCUCUACGUGAACGACACGGUCGGCAACGCCACGUUUAUCUACGACCUCAUUCGCCGCACCAUGGAGACGCCCCUGGACAGGAACAUCGGGGAGAGCAGUGAGACUUACCAGAGCGGAGAUUAUCUCACCAUCAUGAUCGCCAUCGUAGCCGGGGCGAUGGUGGUGAUUGUGGUGAUCUUCGUGACAGUGCUGGUGCGCUGCCGUCACACCUCGCGGUUCAAGGCGGCCCAGAGAAAGAAGCAGGGCGCUGAGUGGAUGUCUCCCAACCAGGAGAACAAGCAGAACAAGAAGAAGAAGCGUAAGAAAAGGAAGUCGCCUAAAAGCUCCCUCCUGAACUUUGUCACCAUCGAGGAGAACAAGCCGGACGACCCAGCUCACGAGCCCAUCAACGGCAACAUCAGCCUGCCUGCCGAGCUGGAGGAGCCUGGCCACUUUGACUGGAAUGCUGCUCCAACGACCACCUUCAAGCCCUCGAGUCCAGACCUGGCACGGCACUACAAGUCCGCUUCUCCGCAGUCCGCGUUCCACCUCAAAGCGGACACGCCGGUCUCCGUGAAGAAACACCACAUGAUUCAGGAGCUCCCUCUGGACAACACCUUCGUAGGGGGCUGUGACACUCUGUCCAAGAGAUCCUCCACUAGUUCAGACCACUUCAGUGCCUCGGAGUGCAGUUCCCAGGGAGGAUUCAAGACUAAGGGAUCCGUACACCCGUCCAGACAGGUAAAAGACUUUUACUGGUCUAUAAGUACUGCGUAUAACUGCCCGGUCCAACAGUGCUGAGCUCCCUUCUACACUAUACACUAUA
Molecule: messenger RNA, 4122 nt
Organism: Oncorhynchus keta (chum salmon)
Lineage: Eukaryota; Metazoa; Chordata; Actinopteri; Salmoniformes; Salmonidae
Product: protocadherin-9-like
Exons: 2
Coding region: 1008-4097 (1029 amino acids)
Biological process (GO): homophilic cell-cell adhesion
Cellular component (GO): plasma membrane
Molecular function (GO): calcium ion binding
Source: RefSeq, a predicted model, not a curated record